AUGACGGCGUGGCGUGACAGCGUGGCCGACGUCCUCGCCUUGGCGGCCGAGCUGAGCGAGCAGGAGGACCUCCGAGCCGCCGUUUUAGGGAGUGUUAAGGGCGGCCUCAUCGCAGGAGUCGUUACUGCGUGCGGGGGGCUCCUGGGCGGUCCCUUAGGCCUUGCUCUUGGCGGCGCCGUGGGAGGAGUCGUGGCAGCAGCUGCAUCUCAUAAGAAAUUCAAGAGUGUGGCUUCCAUCAUCAUGAAUGACUUAAGCUCAGCACAGAAAAAGAAACUCGCGGCCACUUUGAUGAAAGUGAUCCCCUGUCAGGUCGUCCUCAUGUCCGCUUCUCAACUACCGCCUGAAAUGAAGCAGCAGAUCAUAGACGCAGUUAAACAGUUCUUUGGCACUCACUUGAACAUGCGUGUGCAGCAGUGUGGAUAA
Penaeus indicus is the source of this 423-nucleotide messenger RNA. Its product is annotated as protein C19orf12 homolog. The coding region runs from base 1 to 423 and encodes 140 amino acids. The transcript has 3 exons. NCBI's taxonomy places the organism in Eukaryota, Metazoa, Arthropoda, Malacostraca, Decapoda, Penaeidae. The record is from RefSeq and is a predicted model, not a curated record.